AAGUUGAUCUUCUCUGUUAGCUAAAAUCUUAAAUCUUAUUAGCCUUACACUGUGGUCUGAGGAAAGAUACUUUUAUUUAAGAAGAAUUUGCAGCCAUGUGGUCUGAUAGCAUUGUUGGUAAAGAUGGAGCAUCUCAGGCUAGUAAGAUUGCAGGCCGGAGGAAGAGGACCAGUUUCACCAAAGAGCACUUGGAGCUCCUCAGAAUGGCUUUUAGUGUGGACCCAUAUCCAGGCAUUAGUGUCAGAGAAGGUCUAUCUCAAGCCACAGGCCUCCCAGAGUCACGAAUUCAGGUAUGGUUCCAGAACAAGAGGGCAAGAACCUUAAAGAACAGAGCCACUCGGACCUCCCCUCAACAUGAAGCUACUUCUUCACUGCCCAGCCCUUUCCUGCCACCUCACAUGGUUGGUGCGAAAGAAAGUAGACAACCAGCAUUUAAUGUCUCUCAACCUCUCAAAGAUGGUGAGCAGGACUGCUUCUUUACUGACUUGUCUUCACAAAGUUUUGGACUUCCACCAAAUGGGGCUCACUGCAGCACUCCAUCAAUCAGGCCACGCCAAGACAGGCUGAUGGGCACUAGCUUGAGUCCUUCCUCCUUUCACUCUGACUUGGAAGUUACUCCAUGUGGCUGGGGCUCCAUGAGAGCACAGACCUCCCCAGAGUGUCUAUGGAGUCCACCAAUGCAGAGCACUGGAAACAACAGCAAAGAUGAAAGCCAAGUCUUUCUAUAUCCUCCUCCUCCUUAUCCUCAUGGCAGUGUGAGGUCUGGAUUUCUCAACAGCUUGAAGUCAACCUCCCCUGACUCUGCAGAUUCUGCAUUUUGGGACAUGGGACUGGAGAACACACCCCCCAUGCCAUAUUCUCAGAGUGGAAGCGGCCUGUGGGAUGAAUCUGCUCAGGAACAGCCUCUGGCCCCGUUACCCAAUCUGUCUUCACAGUGUCUAGAGGAAGUUCUUGGAGAGAUGGAACCAGGCUGGUGGAAGAUUAAUGGACAGAUGGAGCUUCAAUAAGACUGUUUACCCAGAAAAAAAUAGAAUUAUAUUUUGCAAGACAAAUGACUGAUUCGUAAAGUGAGAAAAAAACUUUAGCUCAUUUAUGUGAAAUACUCACCAAAGAAAAUCUUGAUAUUUUACCUCAUUAUAUUGUGAUGGGCGGCUAUAUUAUUUAAGUUUUUAUUUAUUUAUUUAAUGUAAAACACUUCCAAAAAGAUUGUUCUC
Messenger RNA from Tachysurus vachellii, 1214 nucleotides. It is a transcript of the gene mxtx2, whose product is annotated as mix-type homeobox gene 2. Gene Ontology annotation, molecular function: DNA binding. Lineage: Eukaryota; Metazoa; Chordata; Actinopteri; Siluriformes; Bagridae. The transcript has 3 exons. The record is from RefSeq and is a predicted model, not a curated record. Bases 96 to 1007 code for a protein of 303 amino acids.